AUGUCGAACGCCGAGCUCGCCAGCGCUUACGCCGCUCUCAUCCUUGCCGACGACGGCAUUGAGAUCACUGCCGACAAGCUGAACACCAUCAUCAAGGCUGCUGGUGUCCCUGACGUCGAACCCAUCUGGGCCACGCUCUUCGCAAAGGCCCUCGAAGGCAAGGAUGUGAAGGAUCUGCUUCUCAACGUCGGCUCCGGCGGUGGUGCCGCGGCCGCCGCUCCCGCUGCCGGUGGUGCUGCCGCUGGCGGUGCCGCUGACGCCGCUCCUGCUGAGGAGGAAAAGAAGGAAGAGGAGAAGGAAGAGUCCGACGAGGAUAUGGGCUUCGGUCUCUUCGACUAA
Messenger RNA from Capronia epimyces CBS 606.96, 339 nucleotides. Its product is annotated as large subunit ribosomal protein LP1. Lineage: Eukaryota; Fungi; Ascomycota; Eurotiomycetes; Chaetothyriales; Herpotrichiellaceae. The coding region runs from base 1 to 339 and encodes 112 amino acids. Gene Ontology annotation, molecular function: protein kinase activator activity; structural constituent of ribosome; ribonucleoprotein complex binding. The record is from RefSeq and is a predicted model, not a curated record. The transcript is spliced from 3 exons. Gene Ontology annotation, cellular component: cytosolic large ribosomal subunit; ribosome. Gene Ontology annotation, biological process: translational elongation; cytoplasmic translation.